AUGAAGCAUCUGAAAGAGGUGGUGUUUAGUUAUGAAGGCAUCCGCAGUUUGAUUUCAGAAGAUUACAGUCAGUUGUUGGGUAUUGUUGAAACUGACAUAAGAGAAGAUUUGAGUAAAUUUUCUACAGAGGUUGCUCGCUUUGGAAAUCGGUGCCAAGAUCCUAGACGGCAUUGUUUGGAUAGAGUCUCAACUGAUACCUGGGGAAAACUUGGAAGAAACAGUGGUUUCCGACAUUCACUAUCUGAUAAAGCUUGCGCAGCGCACUUCGAACAAAUAUGUAUUUCAGUGAAGAACCAAAGGAAUACUGUGAAGAAGUUGAAAAGAAAAUCGCUCUGGUCUAAGACCAUGGAAGAGGUUGUAGAUAAACUUGUAGAGUUCGUGUACUUCUUGCAACUGGAGAUUAGCACAGCUUUCUUGAAUAAGCAAGGAUACCAAUCUGUAAACCAAGCAAGCAGCACUCAACAGAUGUUAGGACCUUCUGGACUCGCAUUUCAGUACGCCAAAGUAAUAUUGCAUAUAAAUACUUUGGCAUUCCCCUCAUAUGUGGGGGUUAAUGGCACAGCUAGGGAUGCGUUAUACCAGGCACUGCCUCCUUGCAUCAAAUGGAGGUUACGCCAGCGUCCAUGCAUAGCGAAGACGGUAGGAGAGGCAAGAGCAGAAAUAGACAAGAUACUACAAUGGCUUGUGCCGGUUGCAGAAUCGACGAGAUUGUAUUACAAGAAUGGCACAAUCAGAGAAUCGGAGUUGAAAGGGACGGAGGAUGUUGAUGUUGAUGAAGCGGAAAAUCAUCAGAUCACUGUUAGUACCAUGCUGGCACAUGAAAAUGACACAGUGAUAAAAAUAAACACACUGUAUUACGCCAACAAGGAGAAGGCUGAUGGCUAUGUAUUGCACCUACUUUGGGCUCUUCAAGAUUACAUCGAUGCCAUAUCAAUGGCGUAUCGACGGCCUAUGGUGCAUGGGUGA
Miscanthus lutarioriparius is the source of this 966-nucleotide messenger RNA. NCBI's taxonomy places the organism in Eukaryota, Viridiplantae, Streptophyta, Magnoliopsida, Poales, Poaceae. The record is from the annotation of a GenBank genome assembly.